This is a messenger RNA of Lottia gigantea (owl limpet), 1005 nucleotides long. RefSeq lists its product as hypothetical. The coding region runs from base 1 to 1005 and encodes 334 amino acids. Lineage: Eukaryota; Metazoa; Mollusca; Gastropoda; Lottiidae. The record is from RefSeq and is a predicted model, not a curated record. The transcript has 4 exons. Gene Ontology annotation, molecular function: hydro-lyase activity.
AUGUAUGUCAAAACAGUAGAAAUGCACACCGGUGGGGGUCCAGUUAGAAUUCUGUUAUCUGGUUUCCCAAAAAGAAAAUUUGAAACUCUGUUGGAGCAUCGAAAUUAUGUAAGAGAGCAUUUAGAUCAUUUCCGUAAAGCUCUAAUACUUGAACCAAGGGGACAUCACGAUAUGUACGGCGUCAUUAUUGUACCUCCGACCCUACCGAACGCCGAUAUCGCCGUACUGUUCAUGGAUAACAGUGGUUACAGUACUAUGUGUGGCCAUGCGGUGAUAUCAAUGGCUAGGUAUGCAGUGGACCAUGGCUAUGUUAAGACAUUGAAAUCUCCAGAAACCAAAGUUGACAUCCAAUGUCCGUGUGGAAUGGUAUCAGCUUACGUCAAAUAUGAUGGAACUAAAACUGGUGCCACCAGAUUUAUAAGCGUUCCUGCUUUUGUAUAUGCUACAGAUGUGGAACUUCCGAUGAAAAAAUUUGGUACUCUCAAGGUAGAUAUCAGCUAUGGAGGAGGAUUUUAUGUUUUUAUCUCGGCAGAGAAACUGGGGUUAGACGUUAGGAAGACUAAAUUGAAAGAUCUGGUUCAAGUUGCUGGUGACAUUACAGAUGUUGCUAAAGAACAUAUCAAAAUAGAAUUUCCAGAGAGUAAGGAACAGGCGUUUAUUUAUGGAACCAUUUUAACAGACGGACGGGAUUCAAACAUUAAAGCCACGUCCAUCAAUCUCUGUGUCUUCGCUGAUCGCCAGGUUGACAGGUCGCCAUGUGGGUCCGGAACAACAGCGAGGAUGGCCUUACUUUAUCAUAAAGGUUUAAUUGGACUGAAUCAAUCUAGAUACUUUCAGAGCUCGAAAACAGGUUCGUCGUUCUCCAGUAAAAUAGUUCGAGACACUACCAGUGGCGGACGCAAAGCUGUGAACGUAGAAGUAUCGGGACAGGGCUUUUAUUUAGGAACAUCGACAUAUACACUAGAGGUAGGCGACAAACUCGGUCACGGUUUUUCCAUCAAGUGA